AUCCCUGUACGAGCCAUUUGCUGGAGAGCUGGAGUCAGUAAUCCUCCUUGUCCGUGGAUAUUUAGAUUCUGCAAAUCAAAAUGCCACAGAAACUUCAAAAAGAAGCGAAAUCCCAGAAAGAUGAGAUGGACUAAAGCGUUCCGUAAAGCAGCUGGCAAAGAACUGACAGUGGAUAAUUCAUUCGAAUUUGAAAAACGUCGGAACGAACCUGUGAAGUACCAGAGAGAGUUGUGGAAUAAGACUGUGGAUGCAAUGAAGAGAGUGGAGGAAAUAAAGCAAAAACGCCAAGCCAGAUUUAUUAUGAACAGAUUAAAGAAGAGCAAAGAGUUGCAGAAGGCAGAAGACAUCAAAGAAGUCAAACAGAAUAUCCACCUUCUUCGUGCUCCCCAUGCAGGUACACCAAAACAGCUGGAGGACAAAAUGGUGCAGAAGCUACAAGAGGAUGUGCCUAUGGAGGAAGACUCUUAAAGUGUUUUUAUUUACUAUUUAUGUCUCUUCAGCAGUUAACAGUUCCUUACUGCCUCACCUGACAUCAUUCAGAAAUACGCUUACAGUUGAAGAAAAGUACAUUUUAAUGAAUAGUGGUCAUUUACAAUUGGAAUUAUUUUUUUAAUGAAAAGUAAUAGGAUGGAUACUAGUUUGGGCAGUACUUAAAAAUCUGCAACUUAAGAAAACCUUGUCAGCAGGAUGGAGAAAGAGGCAUUAUUGAGAUACCAUGAGCUCCUUGGAAAGUUACACUUUUUCUGGAUAAUUUUUCCAUGUUUUUGCAGAUAAUUAAGUAAUAAAAUAUGCUGGCCCUGAG
Molecule: messenger RNA, 802 nt
Organism: Cyanistes caeruleus (blue tit)
Lineage: Eukaryota; Metazoa; Chordata; Aves; Passeriformes; Paridae
Source: RefSeq, a predicted model, not a curated record